AUGGAUAUUGGUACAAUACAAUCUACUGGAAUAUUAUUUCUUAUAAUUAAUUGUUGUGCUGCGCCUAUGUUCGGGAAUUUCAAAGUUUUUGGUAUAAUAUUUUGGGGAAUCCUUGAAAUUAAAUAUGAAAAUACGUUACAGGGAGAAAAAUAUGAUGGCAGACGGGCUGAUGUUUGGUCUUGUGGUGUUAUAUUAUAUGCGCUACUAGUUGGGGCAUUACCGUUUGACGACGAUAACUUGAGACAACUUCUUGAAAAAGUGAAGCGUGGAGUGUUUCAUGUGCCACAUUUUGUGCCUCCUGAUUGCCAGCAGUUAUUACGAGGAAUGAUUGAAGUCAAUCCUGAAAAAAGAAUGACAUUAGCAGAAAUAACAAGACAUCCAUGGGUGACAGCAGGAGGCCGUGGAGAGUUAGAACAAGAGUUGCCAAUGAUGGAGGUGGUUCAGACAAGAGUCUUACCAUCAGCCGAUGCAAUAGAUCCUGAUGUACUACAGGCUAUAUGUAGUCUGGGGUGCUUUAAACAUAGAGAAAAGCUGAUACAGGAUUUAUUAAGUGCACACCACAAUACAGAGAAAGUGAUAUACUUCCUUCUGCUGGAGCGUAAAAGGCGUCGGCCUGCUAGAGAUGAUGAGCCAAGGCCACCUGCUUUAGCUGCGCCCACUGAUCCACCACGGAAACGACUUGAUACCUGUCGGGUGAAUGGCCAAUCAGCACAUUUUGGUCAAAUAAGUGAAGGAUCUCCUAUUACCCCAAGGCGAUCUCAAUUCAGGUCUUCCAGUAGACGCGGUGAAGGCAGAAGUUCUCCCCAGCUGUCAGCGAGUCCUCCUGCUGGUCACACUCCGCACCGGGUCUCUUCCCUCGGAGGAACCCCGGCUACUCCUGGUUCACCUUUAGCAUCACCAUCAGUUCGUGAACAUCAUCAUCAAAGAGCGAAUUCUACUGGACCUACCAUUAGCUUAAAUAUUAGUGGCGAACCAGGCGAAGCGGUGAUAAUAAUAAACGAAUCCCCAAUGGUCGGGUCCUCAGUGGCCGUUCGACCUCAUAGUCCUUCGCAUUCGCAUAGAGUACGUGAGAGGUCUUCCCUCCCCGGGCCUACGACACAGUCGCCUGCGCAAACGCUAUUCCCAAAUUUAGGCACUAUAGCAGAAACUACCAUAUUUGCUCUUAUGCCCCUUGCCCCAACAGUUCCAGGUGGGGCAUCUUCAUCGGGCGCGGCGGCUCCUUGGCGAGCGAGAUUAGCCACAAUCAAGAACUCCUUCCUUGGAUCACCUCGGUUUCAUAGGAGGAAAAUGCAGACGUCUUCAGAAGAAGUCCACCUCACACCGGAGAGCUCUCCGGAGCUGACCAAGCGUUCCUGGUUCGGAUCUCUUCUACUAUCGGCGGAUAAAGAAGAGACGUUCACUGCUCUGGUUAAGGGGAAACCACUCGCUACCGUCAAGGCUGAUCUAAUACACGCUUUUUUGAGUAUAGCGGAAUUAUCACAUAGUGUGCUAAGCCCGAUGUCAUUCCGCGUGGAAUACAAACGGGGUUCCAACGCACCCGCCAUGUUCCAGAGACAUGUGAGAUUCCAGGUGGAUAUUUCAACAAUAACGAAAGCGCCGGGUGAGAACGGGAAAGAAUAUUUAUAUGCCAUCACUUUCACACUACUCUCUGGUAACAUCCGCCGCUUCCGGCGAGUGUGCGAAGUGGUCCAGGCGGCGGUUUGCCGGGCCCCUGGGGCCUCCAGGGCUCCGGCCCUUCAUCCGCCCUCGCCUAGGGCUUCGAGGCGGAAUAUUCAGCCGCUCAAUGCGAACGAAAUCCCGGACAGUCCAGAGACUCCGCAAAAUCAAGAAGACAGCGAUUGUUCAGUGUUCGACUCUCACACGCCCGGCAGUCAGACUUCCAUUGAGAGGUUCGAUCAGAAUGGCACUCAUACAUUAGGUUCAAACUCGUCUGUCGCGAGUGGAUCCAGUGGAUAUAAGCAGGGCGUGCGUUGUCGGCGUGCUGUAGAGCCGGCGUCAGCUUCGCUUGACCACGAGAUUAUGAGUUGCGGAAGAGACUUGCCCGGUACACAUACAAAGAGGUCAUCAUCCGAGUGUAGGGAGUCCACUUCGUCUCCUCGCCGGGGUCUCGAAUCCCGGGACUCGUCUAUAAAAGACGAGCUACGCCGCAACAAUUCACUACGCGAACGUCGCGACGUGACACCCACGUCAUUGGCGUGA
This is a messenger RNA of Pieris macdunnoughi, 2199 nucleotides long. The record is from the annotation of a GenBank genome assembly. NCBI's taxonomy places the organism in Eukaryota, Metazoa, Arthropoda, Insecta, Lepidoptera, Pieridae.